Gymnodraco acuticeps is the source of this 1452-nucleotide messenger RNA. Its product is annotated as deoxyhypusine synthase-like. Lineage: Eukaryota; Metazoa; Chordata; Actinopteri; Perciformes; Bathydraconidae. Gene Ontology annotation, molecular function: deoxyhypusine synthase activity. The transcript is spliced from 9 exons. Gene Ontology annotation, cellular component: cytoplasm. The record is from RefSeq and is a predicted model, not a curated record. The coding region runs from base 151 to 837 and encodes 228 amino acids. Gene Ontology annotation, biological process: peptidyl-hypusine biosynthetic process.
CCAUAUAUUUCACUAUAGGUUGAUGCUUAGCUAAGCUAACUAUGAAACACUUUAACUGACAGGACUCAGGAUCAACGGUGUACUGUAAGGUAGCUUCAUGCCGAACAGUCAACAUUUUCCAGAGAGCUUUCUUUGAAAUCACCAGACAAUAUGGCACACCAUGCCCACCCAUUACCUGAAAAUACCUAUAGAGAAAUGGAGCCAGUGCCAGAGGAUACACCAAAGAUCCAGGGCUAUGACGUCAACCAGGGAGUGGACUACCGCGCACUGAUGAAGUCCUACCUUACCACCGGUCUGCAGGCCACUAGGGUGAGCUUGGCUAUCCAGGAGAUCAACAAAAUGAUCGAGAGGCGCCAGCAACCGAUGAAGAGGAUAAAUGGAUUUGCUGAGGAAGACCCAUCCACUUGCCCCUGCCUUAACAGCUGCACCAUCUUCUUCAGUUACACCUCAAACCUCAUCAGCAGUGGAGUCAGGGAGAGUAUCCGCUAUCUCGCAGAACACAAAAUGGUGGAUGUCUUAGUGACCACAGCUGGAGGUAUAGAGGAGGAUCUGAUCAAGUGUUUGGGCCCGAUGUACAUAGGAGACUUCGAUAUGCCUGGCAAGCAUCUUUACAAAAUAGGACUGAACAGGACAGGAAACACACUGAUGCCUGAAGAAAACUAUGUGAAAUUCGACAAAUGGUUGAUGCCCAUUUUAGAGCAGAUGCUGCUGGAGCAGAACACUCAGGGCGUUCGCUGGACUCCAUCUAAGAUAAUCCAUCGGCUUGGCAAGGAGAUCAACAACCCUGAAUCUGUUUACUACUGUGCCUACAAGGCGAGUCCUGCCGGUAUACAUUAGACUGGAAAUGUGUGGACUUUUGGAAAAAACGAGGGAUUUUCCUCUAAAAUACACUAAACAUUGAUCUGCUGUCGAUUUCAGAAUAACAUCCCGGUGUUCAGCCCUGCCUUGACAGAUGGUGCCAUCGGAGACGCGUUCUUCCUCUUCUCAUUCAAAAAGCCCGGUUUGAUACUGGACAUAGCUGAGGAUAUUGCAAAGUUGAACCAUCUUGCAGUGGCAGCUAACAGCACAGGGAUACUCGCCCUGGGAGGGGGCGUGUCCAAACACCAAGUCUGCAAUGCAAAUGCAUGGAGAGACGGAGCUGAUUAUGCGGUGUUUGUGAACACGGCUCAGGAGUUCGAUGGCUGUGACUCUGGAGCCAGACCUGAUGAGGCCGUGUCCUGGGGCAAGAUCAGCUUAGAUGCCAAACCUGUGAAGGUGUUUGCAGAUGCUUCCAUUGUUUUUCCCUUACUGGUUGCAGAGACCUUUGCAGUUCAUGCUAAUAAGAUGACAGCUGGCAAAAACAAGUCAACAGAUGUUUCCUAAAUCUGUUAGAAACACUAAACAUAUUUCAUUUUCCUAUUUAUUCUUUCUGUAACAUGAACUGGGAAAAUAAAUGAUAUAUGCAUUUAAAAA